Molecule: messenger RNA, 1386 nt
Organism: Brachypodium distachyon (stiff brome)
Lineage: Eukaryota; Viridiplantae; Streptophyta; Magnoliopsida; Poales; Poaceae
Exons: 1
Coding region: 55-1191 (378 amino acids)
Source: RefSeq, a predicted model, not a curated record
AGAACCCUAACCCCACUUUCUCCUUCCUCUGUCCGUCUUCUCUGCGGCGGCGUCAUGACGCUCCUUGCAGCAAUCACCAACCCCACGCCGGAAUCCGUCGCCGCCAAGGGCCACCCGCUCGUGCUCACCCCCGGGGCGCCGCCUCCGUCUGCGAAGUUCUCGGCGCUGCCCGCCCCGAUCCUACCCGAGACGUGGUCUCUCGCCCCCGCGGACCCGACCCUCGCCACCGCCGCCUCCUUCCUGGCGGCCUCCCUCUUAGGCGCGCCCCUCUCCGUCCAGAGAUUCCGCACCCUAGUCACCUCCUUCCUCGCCACGCUCUCGGAAUCCCUCUCCCUCCCGCGCCCCGCGGCCGCGGCGCUCCAGGAAGCCAUCCGCGCCGCCGCGCCCUACUUCCCCGCCACGCUCGCGCCGCUCGUCGCCUCCGCGGCGGCGGGCCUCGCGGAGCACGACGUGCUGCUCGCGCUCGCCGACGCCCGCGCCCUCCCGCACCCGCCGCCGGGCCUCCUGGCGGCGCUCUCCGACGCCGGCCGCCCCGACCUCGUCUGCGCCGUCCUCCGCCAGGCCGCCGACCUCCGCUCCUCCGAGCUCCUCGCCGCGCUCCGCUGCUUCCUCUCGCCGGCCUCCGACGAGGCCUACGACGCCAUGGUGGGCGUCAAGGGCCGGUGGAAGGACGCCGCCGUGCUCGCCGUUAACAAGUGCGUGGAUAAGGGUGCGGGGAAGAAGGCGAAGCCCACCGCGAGGCGUGCCGCGAUGCUGCUCAUGAUGGGGCACGACGGGUUCACCUCCCCUGAGGUGUGCCUGCACUACCUGUUUGCGUCCAGGAAUGUGGACUGCGUGGAGUCUGUGGUUCUUGCCGCGGCUGUGGCCGAGCUUGACGGCGUGGAGGUGGCCGGACUGAUGAGGUACCUCGCCAAGUGGAUAGGGAAGUACCGGAGGUUCCCGGAGGCCCAGGCUUGUCCAGAGGCAGCAGGAAUGCUGGGUUUGGAUCAGUGUGAAAGUGUGCCGUCGUUUGGGGCGAUGGCCAGGGCGAUGGGGCUGGUGUUGGACCAGCAUUUCUCCCACCUUGUGUUGAAUGCGGAGGUGCGGGACGAGUUGAGGGCGGCUGAGGAGAUGGUUAAAGAGCUGGCUGCCGAGGCCGAGUCUUCUGGUCCCAUCCUCGACUUGCUACGCCGUAUGCAGCAUGACGUGUAAGCGCUUAUAAUGUUUGUUACCUUUGGUAGUUCUGAUGCUGGUCUCUGGAAGUUUUGGUAGUGUGUAGCAGUCAUGAGCUCUGUGCUCUAGCAAAUUGUCGCCAUGUUGCUAAACUGUAGCUCCUUUUGUUGGCAUUUCAUAUAUGUAUCAGUAUCAGUUCAAUGAAUGAGUAAAAGCAAUGUUUUCACAUCCGAA